AUGGCACAGAGUCAGCUCCCGCCUUUCGCCCAAGCCACAGCGGGUGCGCUAGGCUCGAUCACAAGCAACACACUCGUCUACCCGCUCGAUCUGCUCUCGACGCGAUGCCAGACCCAGUCAAGAGGCAGAGACGGCAAGGGUGGCUACACGUCAAUCGGCGCAGCGCUGCAAGAGAUUGUACGACAGAACGGCGUCAAGGGGCUCUACCAGGGUCUUGCCUCGGAUACACUGUCCAACACACUGUCCAACUUCUUGUUCUUCUACUUCCGUUCCUUCUUCAUGGAAUCGGUCAAGGAGCGCAAGAAAACCAAGCUUGCACCACCGCCAGCUGGGUCAAAGGGUACGGGGAAAGCCCCUUCGAUCGUGAUCACUGCUGCUGAGGAUUUGGCGAUUGGUGCACUGGCCGGGAUUGUGUCGCGCUUCUUCACCACGCCGCUGUCCAACGUGACGGUGCGCAUGCAGACCUCGGCCAACCCCAAGGAGAAGACCAAAGAGCAGCAGGAUGCCAUCGACAAGCGUAAAGGAAGCAGCAGUGCACAGCCGAGUUCUGACAGCGAGUCGGACGACGAAGGAGGCUACGCUGAGUCGGCGGGGAUCACCGACGUGAUGCGCCAAAUCGUAGCAGAAAAAGGCUGGCUCGGGUUGUGGUCGGGCUUCGAAACAGCCGCUUUGCUCAGCAUCUCACCCGCACUCACGUUCUACAGCACCAACGCCAUCUCGACCCUGCUCAUCCCGAAGCACAAACGGGAGAAGCCAUCGUCGCUGCAGACGUUUGUCACCUCAGCCAUCGGAAACAGCAUCUCGACCAUAAUCGUCUUCCCUCUCAUUCUGUGCAAGACGAGACUGCAGUGGAGAAGUCCCACCGGCCGGAAGAUGUACAGGAACCUGCUGGAUGUGUUGAGAAAGACGGUCAAGAAAGGCGGGAUUGCGGGAUUGUACCAAGGUUUGGACUCGCAGCUGAUCAAAGGGCUUUUCAGCUUUGGUACGACUAUGAUGGUCAAGGCGCGCAUCGAGACGUUGUUCGUUUUGCUCUACUUGUCGGUACGCAAUCGCCGUCCUGCUCUGAAGACGCCAAGUUGA
Sporisorium graminicola is the source of this 1080-nucleotide messenger RNA. RefSeq lists its product as uncharacterized. Bases 1 to 1080 code for a protein of 359 amino acids. NCBI's taxonomy places the organism in Eukaryota, Fungi, Basidiomycota, Ustilaginomycetes, Ustilaginales, Ustilaginaceae. The record is from RefSeq and is a predicted model, not a curated record. The transcript has 2 exons.